CUCGGUGGCCUGGGCAAAACUAGCCUGGACGAGCGGCUGGUGUUGACUGCGCGGGGAGCGCGACGUCCAUGUAAACAAGGCAGGGGAAGAAGGGGCGCCUCAGCUUGCGGGAGCAGGCACCCCCUGUGUUCCUGACCCCACUGAGGGGUGUGCCCACAGGCUCAUCAUGGCACAGCAACGUGGGGUCAACAGCCUCCGCUUCAACCAAGAUCAGAGCUGCUUUUGCUGCGCUAUGGAGACGGGGGUUCGGAUCUAUAAUGUGGAGCCUCUCAUGGAGAAAGGGCACCUUGAUCAUGAACAGGUGGGCAGCGUGGGAUUGGUUGAAAUGUUACACCGAUCCAAUCUCCUUGCUAUUGUCGGUGGAGGCGGCAACCCCAAAUUCUCUGAGAUCUCAGUCUUGAUCUGGGACGAUGCCCGUGAAGGGAAGGAGGGCAAAGAGAAGCUGGUCCUAGAAUUCACCUUCACCAAGCCAGCCCUGGCUGUCCGCAUGAGGCAUGACAAGAUCAUCAUUGUGUUGCGGAAUCGAAUCUACGUCUACUCCUUCCCAGAUAACCCCACCAAGCUCUUUGAGUUUGACACUCGGGAAAACCCCAAAGGACUCUGUGAUCUCUGCCCCAGCUUGGAGAAGCAGCUCCUGGUUUUCCCUGGGCAUAAAUGUGGCAGUUUGCAGCUAGUGGAUCUUUCCAGCACCAAGCCUGGGACCUCCUCUGCCCCGUUCACGAUCAACGCCCACCAGAGCGAGAUUGCCUGCAUCUCUCUCAACCAGCAGGGAACUGUGGUGGCGUCUGCCUCUAAGAAAGGGACCCUCAUCCGCCUCUUUGACACCCAGACCAAGGAGAAGCUGGUGGAGCUCAGGAGGGGAACAGAUCCAGCUACCUUGUACUGCAUUAACUUCAGCCACGACUCUUCAUUUCUCUGUGCCUCCAGUGACAAAGGGACCGUCCACAUCUUUGCCCUGAAGGAUACCCGCCUAAAUCGGCGCUCAGCGUUGGCCCGUGUGGGAAAGGUCGGGCCCAUGAUAGGCCAGUACGUGGAUUCUCAGUGGAGUCUGGCCAGCUUCACGGUGCCAGCGGAGUCUGCCUGCAUCUGCGCCUUUGGCAGGAAUACGUCCAAGAACGUCAACUCGGUCAUUGCUAUCUGCGUCGAUGGCACUUUCCACAAAUACGUCUUUACUCCGGACGGCAAUUGCAACCGCGAGGCCUUUGACGUCUACCUGGAUAUAUGUGACGAUGAUGACUUUUGAGCCCAGCUGAGCCCCCUGCCGUGGGCAGGCAGAAGAAGCAUGCUGGGCAACUGGGGGAGCAUUUGCUUUGGGGCAUGUUAAGGACCCAGGUUGGGAAAGAACAAGGCUCUGGUGGGAAUCCCACCGGACUUUUAUGACGGGAUGGGAUAGAUCCUCAGAGAACUCUCCUCUCGAUGCUGUCGCCUCGGAUACCCUGUUCCUAUGCUCCCCUUGCCUGGCUACCCAUCCCAUGUGGGACCAGUGAGAAGGCUCAGUGGGGUGGAGUGUUUGGAAAGAGAACUUUUCAGAGUCUGCUCAGCCUGGAUUUUGGAAGCUGGGGAGGGAGUUUCCCAGCUCUUGGCAGACAUUUGGAGGGGGCAGGGUGUAGAAGGGGUAGAACUAUCAUUAAAGUUCAAGUGCAAAUGCUU
This is a messenger RNA of Lacerta agilis (Sand lizard), 1650 nucleotides long. RefSeq names its product WD repeat domain 45 (gene WDR45). The transcript is spliced from 11 exons. The record is from RefSeq and is a predicted model, not a curated record. Gene Ontology annotation, molecular function: phosphatidylinositol-3-phosphate binding; phosphatidylinositol-3,5-bisphosphate binding; protein binding. NCBI's taxonomy places the organism in Eukaryota, Metazoa, Chordata, Lepidosauria, Squamata, Lacertidae. The coding region runs from base 167 to 1243 and encodes 358 amino acids. Gene Ontology annotation, biological process: nucleophagy; autophagy of mitochondrion; protein lipidation. Gene Ontology annotation, cellular component: extrinsic component of membrane; phagophore assembly site membrane; cytosol.